This is a messenger RNA of Trypanosoma brucei brucei TREU927, 3081 nucleotides long. RefSeq lists its product as hypothetical. The coding region runs from base 1 to 3081 and encodes 1026 amino acids. NCBI's taxonomy places the organism in Eukaryota, Euglenozoa, Kinetoplastea, Trypanosomatida, Trypanosomatidae. The record is from RefSeq and is a predicted model, not a curated record. The transcript has a single exon.
AUGGGGUGUAACCUUUCCAGCUCUACAAAGAAUGUGAACCCAUUUGGUGUAAAAGGUGUUCAUGUUGGUAGGGAUGGUGAUGUGGAUCUCACAUCGCGUAGCAUAAGCUACUUCGGGUUGGAUUUUGUUGGGCUCAUAAAUACGGGCGAGCUGCACACACCGCGGAAGUUACAUCUGACUGACAACAAACUCUAUACACUGGGCAAGGAAAUGACACUGCUACCAGACAUUGAAGAAAUUUACAUCGAUUGCAACAUUUUUGAGCGUCUUCCUGUCGUUUUGGGAGAUAUGCCACGACUUUGCGUAGUGGAUGCGAGCUCAAACAAUUUAGGUCAUCACGUCCACGCUCUCGACGCGGUGUCACGCAUCGCUAAUCUUACACGACUCGUGCUGAGAAAUUGUUCGCUGACCACCAUACCGGCGUGUGUGCUCAGAUGUCCCGUCCUGAAGGAACUUGACGUAUCGAACAACGGCAGCCUCAAUUUUGGAGGUGUCCAGUUUUCGCAACUUCCAAUGUUGGUCCGCCUGUUCAUUGCAGACUGUGGUAUAAUCGGUGAACUUCCAAAUGGUGUUAGGAACCUCCAGUCGCUUGAGACGCUUGAUGUAUCGGGAAACGUCUUUGAGUUUGAGAAUCCUGACUUCUUUGGCGAGUUCUUGUGUGCCUCACUAACGGAGUUGCAUCUUAGAGAUCUGUACCUUGCAGCGGUGCCGCGUGUUGUGAUUAAACUGCGUAAGUUGGCUACUCUUGACCUUUCGCGGAACCCCUUGGAAACAUUGGAUGUGAUAGCGGGACGCCUCGUAAGAGAGUUCACAUCACGCGGCUCCAUGAAAACAAGCAUAUCUUCUAACCUAAUCAAUGAGCACAAUGAUGAUGCAACUAGUGUGGGGUCGCAGAGUAGCGCUGCGAAGAGCUUUGGACAGAACAAUCGCAAAGGGUGUAUUGUUGCGGUUCCUCAGCCCAUUCCCUUGAAGACGCUGUCACUACGUGCGUGUUCGCUGCGUACGCUACCAAAAUAUUUCCACCGCUUGACAAGUUUGGUAAAACUUGACUUGAGUGACAACGAUCAACUCGACGAUCCCAACUUGACGUUUAUCUCAUUCAAGCACUUGCAGGAACUUAACAUCGUCGGGUGUCCUUUCGCGGUAAAUAUCCGUGGGGCUAAGAACGAGUGGCUUGACAUUGGAAGUCUUGGUUCGUUGCAUACGCUUCAUUGGGAAUCAUGGAAGGGAGGACGCAACAUUAGCCCUUACCGCACACGAGUGCCACUGGAGAUUUGUGGUCUUAAUCUGCAACGCAUUAAUUGUAUCACGCUACGAAAGGGUUUGUUUGUGGGUGAUACUGUUCAGACGAUGGUUAACUUACUCAUGGAUGGCUAUUUCAAGGUAGAUAUUGCAAUAGAUGACGAACUUGUACCGAGUCAUCUGGGGGCAGUGUGCACACUCCAUCCGCUUGGGUGGUUUUUCUUCUCAAGUGGUGAGGCUGAGGAGGGGCCCACGGGGAAUAAUGACAAAAGCGGAAGGUGUGUUGGUAACGGUGGUGGGAAAGAUGAAGAAUGUAGCGCGAAGAAGCCUCAGGUGGCGGAUCCGGGUGAGAACGUGGCACCUUUUUUUUCGGUGGGCAAUCAUCCCUCAGACGGUAAAUUGCGGCGGGACGUGCUCCAAAUUGUAAUAAGCCGCUAUAUAUUUUUUCUUGCGAUGCAGGCUGCAAACUUCAAGGCUGUUAUUGUGCCCCCUGUAGAUGUUAUGGCGAUUCAUUACGCUCAAAUGACCCAAGAUCCCGUAGCGUACCGAAGAGACUGUGAAGCAGUGUGCCGCCAGGUGUUAAAUUGCAACUACCGCAUGCUCUUCCUUCAGAAACACGAGGAUCCGCAAGGGGUGAAGGAGACGUUGGCAGCCAGCAAACACGUUUGGGAUAGAAUGAUUCGAACCGUACAGAAGGAUCUUCAUUGGUUACACUACGACUUCUGGGAGCUGCGAGCCAAGCAGAAUCCCUCCUCAAGAAACGCGUUGCAGGAUGGUGAUACGGUUUCUUCCAUAGAGGAUGAAGUUCGGGACAUUUUAGCUACCUUUGGUGUAUCCGGAUUUAUAAAUGGGAAACCCCUGGCCUCCUCCGUGGUGGGGAAUCUUGACGGCCUACACAAUGUUAAUUCAGUAGCUGACCUUAGUGCCGUUUUGGACCCAUUCAUCACGGCACACUUUCAGAAUCAGAGCAUGGACCGUUUUGCCGUUUCAUUACAGAGGUUUUUUAGUAUGAAUAACCAUUUCAUUGAGCACGAGGAAAAACUAAAGGUACAGUUUAUGGACUGGACCCGUUAUGUAAAGUACCUUGCCCUCUACGCGCAAAUUAAUCGCCUGAAGGAUCCAAAAAUUGACACAGACGAUGGGGAUCAAGCGGCUACUGAACUGAAAAAUCUGUCAAUAUUUUCUUCAGACUCGUACCUGCCGCGUCCCCAAAAGUCAAUAGCACCCCUUCAGGCAGCUUUGCGCCGGAGUAGGCAAGCUGAUAGCAGCAAACCCUCCUCGGUUCAUGGGCAUCAAAACGGUACGGACACCGGAAACACAUACCAUGGCCACAAUGGCCCUCCAAAUAAGAAGGAGAUGUUCAAGUCACAACCUCCCUCGAAGCGUCCUUCAGUGCUUUCGCGACGGAGUGAUACCGAAUUUCAUGGACACCGCCGCCAAAGGCAACUAUCGACGACAGACCCCGUUCCAACAAUCGGUAUCACUCUGCUUCUGCACUGCCACCGUACUGAUCACGUAAAAUACAAGGAGGUACUUCACCUUCUCGGAAUUGACAAUGUGGAUGUUAUGUGGGAGGAAACUACGGAUGCGGUGGAUGAAACGAUGCGGUCAUGGAAUACACUCUAUGGUGAACACUAUGUGGAGGACGUUAACAUUGCAUUUGUCUCAUACGCCGCGAAGUACAAGGCAGGCGACAACACGCACGUGGACCCAACUUCGCGUGACCACAUUCAGACGUCGGCUGCUGUUUCACAUAGGCGAACGAAGUCGAAACGCAGUGACAAGCCUUACCGGGAAGUCAGUUUCUGUUGUGCAGAUAGUCAGAAGGGUAUUUAUUAG